Drosophila willistoni is the source of this 780-nucleotide messenger RNA. RefSeq lists its product as uncharacterized. The record is from RefSeq and is a predicted model, not a curated record. NCBI's taxonomy places the organism in Eukaryota, Metazoa, Arthropoda, Insecta, Diptera, Drosophilidae. Bases 1 to 780 code for a protein of 259 amino acids. The transcript is spliced from 3 exons.
AUGCAAGUGAAUACGAGUUUAUUUAUAGUGCUUUUAAGCCUUCUAUUGCAAGUGGCUCUAGGCAAUUCUACACAAUCUGAAACGGAUACUCAAAUCUCUUGGAUAGCCCAGUUAAAGCAGCUGCGACAUGAUCUGGGCCAAUGCUAUCGCACAUCAUCCAGUUUGUGGUCUUGUUUUCGAACGCGUUCCUUGAGCACCUUUGACAAAGUGAUGUCUGCAGAUGUGAUACCCCUUUACGAGGGGGUAAUACUAAAAGCCCUGCCAAAUGCCAUCAAGAUGCAAGUCCCUGAGGAUGAGAACUCGAGUAGAUCGCUUAAAUAUCACACUUGGUUUGAUCAAUUGGCAAAGAGUUUGGCCAAAGGUCUAACCACUCACACACUGCAAAUCAAUCUAGCCAAGCUCACCGAACGUUACUUGAGGAGUGAAAACGAUACACCCACAAGCAAUGUGGUGGGCAGUGCAAGGCUACGGCGACAUCGUUUCAAUAUGAUCAUCACCAUGAUGUUCGGGGUGACUGCUUUGGGUGCUGUGCUGGUGCCCAUGGGUUUUCAAAUGCUAUCCAUAGUGAGUGGCAAGGCUUUGUUGUUGGCCAAAAUGGCCCUGCUCUUGGCCUCCAUUAAUGGUCUGAAGCGGGUGGCCAAUAGUGGUCUGCAUUAUGGCCUAUAUCAUGUGCCUGGUGAACAUCUUGGCGGUUAUUAUGAUCGCAACGAUUUGAAUCAUCCACGAAAUGUGCCAAUACCCGUGGCAGUGGCUCCAUCUCUAGAUGUAGGCUUGAAAUAA